CUUCCUUCUUUCCAGUCUUGUAAUCAGCCUCCCCUGCCAAAGAGGACUCUCAUUAUAGUUGUCUCCAAAUUCACACCUAUAUCAACCUUCGUUGAUUGCACUAAGUUGUCUAUUGAGUCUCAUCGUUAUCGAAGAUCUUCUAGCACCCAGCUUGUGCUAUCUCGACAUCAUGAGUGAUGCUCUCUGUGGCCCGUCUAAUGCUCUUCAAAACUUCCAGAAGCAUGCCUCCAUUGACCGGACACUGCAACAGGACAGAUUAGUUUCGCGACAGUCGCAUUCUCAGGGCUUUCGGUCACAAAAUCCCAACGAAGGUAUCCUGGAUCCCGAGUUCACUGCGUUCGAAUCCAAUAUAACAGGAGCACCGCUUCCCGAUUUACAACACCCGGCCCAUUUCGCUACGCCUCCCCAUUUCGCGGUACAUAACCAAGUAGAGAAGCACAAGUGGGCAGCAGACUUUGAGAGGCUACAGAUUUCCGGCUCUUCGCCUUUAGCUCAUCAACAAGCGGGCCCAGCCUCAGCCUCAGCGUCGAACCUUGCACAACAUGGCUGGCGAAAUGAUUUUCUAGCCCAGCAGGCGCAACCUAGUCCUACCCAGCAACACCAACCUUUGGCUCAAGGGUUCCAACCUUUCUUUACGCCUAGCUAUCCUAUACACGGGGCUGCAGUGAGUGCUUUACCGUCAGCACAAGACCUGACAGCUAGCCAGCUACCAUCCACUGAAGCUUUCGAUGAGUCUGCCUUUGAAGCUGCGUUUGAACAAGCCAAGGCGGAUUUAGCGUCACAGACGGCUGAUCACGCACAAAAGCUUACCAAUGAGGCUACUAAUCCGGAUACAACUGCUACUCCUCACGUUGAAGCCAUCAGGAUUGGUUCAGACACCAUACCUCAGACUGAAAAGGAUGACGCUCGAGCACGUUACAAUGACUCCGACGAGCUUGCUCGAACAGCAGGACUGUUACUGGAAAAUGUCAGCCACGAUCAGAGCCAGAAAUUUCGGGAGAGCAACUUUCUUGCUUUGAUGCGCCGUAUCCGAGACCGCGAGGUUCAUAUCGAAGGCGAUGAGUUCCGUGAAGUCAGUACCAGUCCGUGAUCUCUAGAGUUUCGGCUGGCGUGGCACGAGCGCUGGUAUAUUUUAGUCUAUUUGUGCCGGCCUUUGUUCCUGCUAAUCAGAUCCCAGACUGUGCAGCCUCUACAUCCUGGUGGCAAGUAUUAUCCUGAAGGGAAAAC
Molecule: messenger RNA, 1227 nt
Organism: Aspergillus pseudonomiae
Lineage: Eukaryota; Fungi; Ascomycota; Eurotiomycetes; Eurotiales; Aspergillaceae
Gene: pex20
Product: protein pex20
Exons: 2
Coding region: 170-1090 (306 amino acids)
Biological process (GO): protein import into peroxisome matrix, docking
Cellular component (GO): peroxisomal membrane; cytosol
Source: RefSeq, a predicted model, not a curated record